GAAAAGUGGUGAAGAAAGAAAGAGCAGCAUGAGCAUGAGAGAAUAAAGUUCGAUGCCGAAAAUUUGACAUACAAUCUACAAUCUUUGAUGCUCUACAGUUCGUCAGUUUUUAACAGACGAAAAACCUUCAGUUGCAAAGAUUAAAUGACAUCUGUAUAAGAAAUUUUCACGUGUUGUUUAGUGCUCACAAAGUUGCGACUACGAAUAAUAUGUGAUAAAGAGUUUGUUGUACGGAGAAAAAGUGAACGAUAAAAAAAAACAGAACCGCGAUCCUUCAAGGCUCUUUCUUGGUUAAACACAUUGUUGUUCGCAAUUAGUGCAAUUAGAGUGGAUAAAAAAGUAACGAUGCCAGCCGUAAUUGUGGGUCCUCCGCAACGGAAUGAGCAGAUGUGGCACGCUUUAAAAACACACAUAACCAGAGAACGAGAAAGAAAGAAGCAGGAGCAAGAAGCAGAUGCAGAGGAAGAACGUCAAAGAAAAGAAAGGGAGAGACAACAAAAACAGGAUGUCAUGACUCUUGGAGAAACUCGUGAACAAAUUUCCAAUUUGGAAAACGAACUUUCGCAGCUUAAAGACGAAAAACAUCAGCUUUUUCUUCAACUAAAAAAAGUUCUUAAUGAAGAUGACAAUAGACGGAGGCAAUUGAUCAAAGAAACAAGUGUUUGUUCUGAAGUCUUGACAGCUGUCGGUGGAUAUCCAGGUACAGGAAUGAGCGUUGUUCAUCCUCAGCUGUUUCUGCCAUUACCGACUCGCAGUCCACUUUACAAAGUAGCAGCAGCUACGCCAACACAUACCUUGAUGCCAACCGUUAAUGGUCCUAUGAAAAGGGCUCACACUCCGUCGCCCCCACCAGUGGCUUCGUCCUAUCACGCAAAUUACAGUUACAAACCACCACCUUCGAUACCCACCUACAAUCCACCGCCGCCAAGUGAUUUGAGGGCAGAUGGUUAUGUUUUUCCAGAAUCAGAGGACGCUGCCAGAAGAUCUGGCGAUAAUCGAGCUGUCCUCUGGAACAAAAACAACCAAUAUCCACCAUCGAGUUUUUAUUCGAGCCCAAGCCAAAACGUGUAUAGCUACACAACCCAAAGUUCACAACCAUCGAGAGAACCGGAACCCGGAAAACCAGUUUAUCUGUCGGGCAAUAGAGCCACGAUAUCUGGCCAUCAGGCGGGAACGAUAACUCCGUUCUCAAGAUACGAAAAUAUUCAUACGAUCGAUCACAAAAACGCUUAUCCCGAGGAGAAAUAUUAUUUACGUCCCAGCAGCCACGUGACCGUUCAUGGUGGUGCAAUUCCGAUACAACAACCGCCUCAGGGUGCAAAAACAGGUGGAAUCACGUCAGGAUAUCCGGUGCGAGCACCGCAGCCACCGCCCACAGGACCUCCGUAUCCACCUCCACCACCGGGAACUUACGUAAAUGCUUCACCCGCAAAUGUCCCGGGUGGUAGAUUAUUAUACUCGCAACCCGGUGCCAGAUACUUACAACGUGAAGCAUGAAUUUUACGACGUUGGAAAUAUCCGAGCUCUCUUGAUUGUCACGCAAGCUUCAGUUUGCUUUCUUUUUAAUCUCAUCUUUCAAGCUUCAUAAUUAAACUCGUCAAAUAUGACUUUAUAAUUGACAAAAAUAAGUAAGACACUUUAUUCGCAACUUUUCAUAUUGUACAUAUAUCCAGAGUCAGGGAAAAAUUUUAUGUGACCAGACUUGUACGAAAGUAAUAAAGCGAUUUAUUGAUAACCUAA
Messenger RNA from Venturia canescens, 1740 nucleotides. Its product is annotated as extensin. The record is from RefSeq and is a predicted model, not a curated record. Lineage: Eukaryota; Metazoa; Arthropoda; Insecta; Hymenoptera; Ichneumonidae. The transcript has 7 exons. Bases 346 to 1497 code for a protein of 383 amino acids. Gene Ontology annotation, molecular function: transcription coregulator activity. Gene Ontology annotation, biological process: regulation of transcription by RNA polymerase II. Gene Ontology annotation, cellular component: transcription regulator complex.